Messenger RNA from Diuraphis noxia (Russian wheat aphid), 1431 nucleotides. Its product is annotated as zinc finger MYM-type protein 6-like. NCBI's taxonomy places the organism in Eukaryota, Metazoa, Arthropoda, Insecta, Hemiptera, Aphididae. The record is from RefSeq and is a predicted model, not a curated record.
AUGAAAAAUAGAUCAUCAGAAUUAAAUAGGGUGGAUAAAACUCUUCAGUAUCAAGUAGAAACAGAAAAAGAUUAUUGGAAAAAUGUCCUAAUAAGGGUUUGUGCUGUUGUAAAAUCUUUAUCAAGUCGUGGCUUGCCAUUUAGAGGUGAUAAUGAGCAGUUUGGAUCUUUACACAAUGGUAAUUUUAAGAUGUGUCUGGAAUUGAUAGCAGAAUUUGAUCCGUUUUUGGCCAAACAUAUAUCAAAUCAUGGAAAUCACGGUAAAGGUCACACAAACUAUUUGUCUCAUUUUACAUAUGAAAAAUUUAUUAAGUUAAUGGCAGUUAAAGUUCAAAAUAAAGUGGUUGAAGAAAUUAUAAGAGCUCGAUAUUUUUCAAUAAGCAUUGACUCAACUCCUGAUAUUGGUCACAUUGAUCAACUUUCAUUUAUAUUUAGGUAUGUUAACAGUGAUGGGUUACCGGUAGAAAGAUUUUUAUGUUUUUUGGAAAAUGUUGGACACAAGUCUCAAAAAAUGGCUGAUGCAGUUUUUUCUAUAUUAAAAAAAUACAAUUUAGAUAUUUCAUAUUUACGUGGACAAUCAUAUGAUAACACUAAAAAUAUGUCUGGCGUUUAUUCUGGUCUUCAAGCUAGGAUCCGUGAAAUUGCACCUUUGGCUGAUUUUAUUCCGUGUUCAGCUCAUUCACUUAACUUGAUUGGAUCUUAUGCGGCUAGUUGUUCUUCUACUCACCGUUGGGAUCUACUUAAAAUUAAUUUGACAUUGAAAAAUCUAUCUGAAACGAGAUGGUCAKCGCGAUAUGAUGCCUGCAAAGCUCUUAUUGAUAACUGGAGAAUCGUGAAGCAAACUUUAGUUUACAUAUCAAACAAUUUAAAUGAAAAAUCUAUUACAUGUAAUGAAGCUCGUGGUUUACUUCAUKCAAUGAAUCGUCUUGAAACUACAUUUAUGUUGAACGAUGAAAURYUUUUACAAUAUCAAGAAAAAGCAUUAACAAAAUGUGAUGUAAAUGUUUAUGRAACAACUUCUAAACGUAAAAGAAAAAGAAACAAAAAGAAUGAUGAAAUAGUUGAUCUAGAAGAAGUUGAUUUGCCUAGUGAUGUAGAAUUCAAAGUCAAUACAUAUUAUGUAAUUUGUGACUCUAUAAUUAAUGAAUUAACUACUAGAAAGUUGGCAUAUGAUAAUGUUAUAACGAAGUACARUUUUUUUUUWAAACUUGAAGUAAUGAAAACAUCAGAAGUAUAUGUAUCAGCUGAAAAUUUAUAUUUGAUGUACAAAAGUGAUUUAGAUGAAACUUUUAUAAAUGAGCGCAUCCAUUUCCAAAGUCAUCUACAAAAUAUAAAAUAUUAUCCUAAAAGUAUAAUUGAUAUGAGUACCAUGAUGAAAAAACAUGAGUUGGAGGAUAUUUUUCCAUAUGUUUCUUUGUACUCCAGCGACUAA